Messenger RNA from Aspergillus calidoustus, 1062 nucleotides. The record is from the annotation of a GenBank genome assembly. NCBI's taxonomy places the organism in Eukaryota, Fungi, Ascomycota, Eurotiomycetes, Eurotiales, Aspergillaceae.
GGAAGGGACCACUUGUGACUGUGCCUAAACCUGUUUAUACAUAUUCUGCUACCCCUCGCACCCCCUUCCUCUCCUCCUCCUCUUAUCCUCUUCCCCCAACGCUUCUCACUUUUUCUCCACUUCAACCCCCAGGGGCCCCCUCCCUGACUCUCUGGCCUCCCGUCUAUCGCUUUACAUACAUAUGAGCCGGCGCAACGUGAUUGGGAAGCCUUCACUUCGUCCAAUAUGUCCUCACCUCCAACUUCCAAGCGAAUCAAGACGUCUAUUCCUCCAGGCAGCCCACAACAACUACUUUCCCAGCAACAAGCGCAACAAAACCAUCCUUUCCAACACGUACCAAGCUACGAGGGCAUUCCUAUGCCCCAAACUCAGAUCCCAGGGUCGAAUCCGCGUAAACGCCGAUCUUCUCCCCCAAGCUCAACCGCGGCAAUGACGACCAGUGCGACGGGCGAUGACCCUGUGGCUGCGACGGCAGAGCCUACUCCUCGGAAGAAGGGAAGAACGAACACUCCCUGGACCGCGGAGGAAGAGCAGAGGCUGAAAACGAUGCGCGAUGCUGGUCGCAGCUGGAGUGAGAUUGCCAAGACAUUUCCGAACCGGACUGAAGGCAGUGUGAAAAAGCACUGGUACAAGGAUAUGCACUAUGCAGAGUUUGCGGAGGACGAGUCCAUAGCACUGCGUGAGGCAAUCAAGGAAUAUGAGGGGAACAAGUGGAAAGUUAUUGGCCAAAAAGUUGGGAAGCCGGCCAAGGCGUGCGAACAGUAUGCGAAAGAACAUUUCAAGGAUCUCUAGAUAUAGGACGGAUUUUGACAACGUAACGACCAUCUCGAUGUUCACAUGGAUUCCCCCAUGCUUUGGAUCUAUAGCGCUGCCUCUCGCAACUAGUUUUAUAUCUCAAUUUGCAAUGUACCAGGCGAAAGGAUACCGGCGUCGUUUCGUCAAUUAUUCUCGUUGUUUUCUUUAGGAUCUGUUUUUGGCUGCUGGCAGCGGUGGGUGCCUUGAGUAUCGUAACAUGCUUAAUGACAAGACCGAUGUCGCAGAACAAUUUCGAUAGAUAACGAG